UGCCUAAGUUUCUCAUCAGUCGGUCAUUUCAGCCGACGGGAAAUUGCCCGACAACAUUUCAACUGUGUGCCAGCGCCAUUUGUGGCAUCCGUGACCUCGUUUUUCCGCAGCAAUGUCCCGGUCAUGCCGACGGCGCUCGUGGGCGCGUUCGCGUCCGUGAUCGUGAUCGUCUGCAUCGGUGUCUACCUGGCCUUCAGCACAGGUCUUAAGGAUCGCAACAUCACUCAUGGCAGCACGGAACCGGGCCAUGAGGUCGAGGGUGUCAAUAUCAGCACUCUCUCUGGCGACGCAAACUCGACCGUGAGCAAAGCUACGAUCGCGGCAGCAACGUACCGCAAAGGCCUGAUGUUCUGCGUGCUUGGCCACAGCUUCGUGGCUGUGGCUCCCAUCACGGCAGGCUGGUGCGACUACACGAUUUACCCAGACUUCACGAUAGUCAACGACAGGUUCGAGCCUCUGUACAGGCGCAGCACAUGGGAUGCCUUUCAGAAGGGUUUCGCUGCCCAAACGAACGUUGCUCCCGGUGUGAGCUUCUCGCUGAGUCACUCCGACGCAACAACCAGAAUCCCGGCCAUGGGCACCCAAUUGUCGGACCUUGCGCAGACGGCGCGGUUGAGGGCAAUGGGCGUGCUCAACUUCGCCCGCCACAGCAGCUCGAACACCAACACCCUGGCACCCAUGUUCAAGGCUUUUACAAAAGCCCUUUCGUGGCACUCCGACUUGGUACACAUGACCUUUCUUGGCGUCUGGCUGUACACCCAGAACGCGGCUAUGGAGUUCGUAUCCGAAGUGUUGUCAAUGCAUGACAACCUGAACACGAUCAUCCUGCAGACCCACAUGUCCGAGCUGCAUGCCUCAUCAGCCACCUGCAUCUCUCGACCAAUAUGCGUGAUGGCUUCUGUCGACACCCUUCCCAGCUUCAGCAUUGCCGAGGCGACCGUGUCCUUGCUGCGGGAAACGGACCACAAGUUCCGGAUCGUGUUCUCCUCGACGCUGGGCGUCAUGAUAUACGCGGGAGCCGCGGGAGGCGAACAGCCGUCGGGCGCCAACAAGCCCUGCGACUGGUCGUACAUGGAGGACUACGACUUCACGUGCAACCACAGCGUGCUCAGCGGCAAACGCCGCUACGACUCGGACGGCAAGUACGAGUACGUCACCUACAACGAUGACGACCGCCAGUACUACGUAACCUACGAGUCCAACCGGAGCAUAGCUGAGAAGUGCGAUAUGUACAUUCCAAACAUCUCGGAAGGCUGGGCGCUCUUCGAGAUCCAGCGUGACGUCGGUGCCAAGUGUUCUCCUUUCGGAUUGAACUACGAGCGCCUGGAAACCGCACAGAGCAUAGCCCGCAACAGAACUCACGUUGGGUAUAGGCCUUGACUCCAGGGAGCAUCAGUCACCAGGACCGAGCACUCUGAUUGUAUUUGCUGGAGAAGACGUUUGCUGUACCUCCUGGGCUUUAGAUGCCAUGCUAAAAAAAAAAAACGCGAACUGUAAUUCAUGACGCGCUACAUUUUGCAGGUCCAAUGUUGAACUUCCUUUCGUAUUAUUGCCUUUCUAUGCUCAGUCAUCGGUGGAGUAUUAUAUUUUUUAUUGUAUUGCAAAAUGUUCAUGACUGAGAAUCUAAUAAUUACUGUUGUGUAA
Molecule: messenger RNA, 1644 nt
Organism: Dermacentor albipictus
Lineage: Eukaryota; Metazoa; Arthropoda; Arachnida; Ixodida; Ixodidae
Source: RefSeq, a predicted model, not a curated record